GAUAAGCUGGCUACAUAUAUCUUUUGUGAGGCGAAAUCUUCUCUGGAAUUCUAAAUUAUCCAAAUUGAAUGGAUCAUAAGUAUUUCGCAGAUGAAUUCUCUCAAUAUUGAAGUUUCUCAACCUCUGCCUUCUGGGUUGUCUGGCUAAUAAUAUAUUAACCGGUAACAUUUUAAUUCACUAAUUCCUUUCUUAACAUUCACAAUAUUAAAAGAGCACUAGCUAGAAAUUAUUUGUAUUGAGGUUAUACCUUAUAUUAUUUGUUAUUAUAUAUAGAAAAGAAGAAGAAUGCAUAAGAUUUUGUUCGAUGUUUUCAGCUUGGUCUUAGAUUCUCUGUCGAUGAUACGAAGAAAGCCGACGUGUUAUCGGAAAUAGUUUGUCGAGUGACUAUGGUGAAACUUAUCCAUCGAAUCGACUUCGUCUUGCUCGAUAUCUCAAUCCGACAUCGACAGUUAUCGAUUGUCUGUGGUUCCACUGCUGUUUGACAUUAUCUGGAACGGCUGACAUCACUAGUGCCUCAACUUUCAUUUUUCCGGGUCAUAUAGCUUCACCCGAGACUUAUCUUCCAAGGUAUUCCGAAGAUGACUGAAGAAAACGGCAUUUCUUAUUAUUUAAAGAAAAACCCGCGAUAGAAAGUGCCUCUAGUACUCGCCGAUGAUUAUCGAACCCCUCUUUCGGAGUCGCACAUUAGGAAUCAAAAUGCAGUCUUAUGAAUGGAUCCUUCCUCGAUAGGGAUUUGAUGGAAACCGAAAGCCAUAUCGAAGGAUUUAAAAUAACGUCCAUUGCCCAGUCUAUCCAACAUCGAUGAGUGGCAGAGGAAAGCGAUCUUUAAUUGUGAAGCGGUUAAGUUCGCGAAAGUCUAUGCACAUUCGAAAUGAGCUAUCUUUUUUUCUAACAAGCAGCACAGGACUUGCAAACGGUGAUUCACUUGAUAUUAUUACUCAUCAAAUCUUCUGUUAUUUCUUGAACUGUCCCCCUUUCACUGAUAGCCAGGCGAUAGGGAGUACGAUUGACAAUAAUGUCUUUCUCCAAGCGUAUUUUCAGGCUUAUAUUAUUGACAGUUCCUACUUUAUUUCCAUUUGUAAUCAUACUGGCGAAAUCUCGAAGAAUUGCUUGUAGAUUACUGCGGAACUCUGCAGGAACAUCAACUUCAAAUAACCCAGAACUAAGAAAGCACACGAAGAAAUGUAAGGAGGAGGAGCACAGAGGAGGAGGAGAGGAGCACAGAGUACUAGGGAUGAAGGAAAAAGGAUGAGACGAAUGAAUGAUUAUAAAAGAGAGAGGAAUAGGUAUAAAAGAAAGGCGCGGUAGCUUCUUAUUGGUCGACUGGCUAAUGACAAAAAGUAAAGGAAUGAAGGUGGACUUCCGAAUAAUAAGAAAUCUAGAUUCGUUGCUAAGAAAAAAAUAGAAAUCGAUUCGAUCCUUCAUGAAUGAAGUCCCGCACAAUUUUUUGAGUGAUUAUACCUAUACAAGUAAAUAUUUUCUAGGAGAUUUUGUUAGUUUUUGAAAGGAGCGAAAUGCAAAUCGAGAUGACCGUUUUGAAAAAAAUAUCUAUAUUCAGAAGAAUUUGAGCCUUUCACUGCGACUCAUCCCAACUGAAAAAAAACUUGUUCAGAAGUAGCGUAUGAUUUUUUUUAUACAACUGCACAAGCUAACGGUAGCUCUUCGUCUGGCGGCACUGGGUCCUGGAUUCAAACUAGAUAAAAUGAUUUUAUUAUUAUUACUACGUUACCUUUUAUUUUUUUGGUGGUCAAUUGCCACGGGGCGCCACUAAAGUUGUUGGUGUUUUGGAACUCAGAAACCUCUUGAGUAUUGACAGAGAGUAAUGAAAUGAAAUUUUAAAAUACCCAAUUAAAUUUUAAUAAUAACCCAAAAACAUGACAUACAAUUAGAGGAGUAUAUACAAUGAAUAACAAAGUACCUAUGAUUUUUUUGAUACUGAUAAUUUUUUAAAUUGUUCAGUUUUCAACCGGUUUGAUGAUACCAAGAUGAAAUAACUUCAGAACAUAUUUAAAACUAGGUGAAACUGACCUCAAUAAUCUUUACAAGGUGGUGGUGACAUUCAAGUGAUUAUAAUGUGUUGAUGUUAGCAAUUCUGUACUUAUACAACAACCUUUUCUCUCAUAUGCUUUGUUAGUUGCAUAUAUUUAUCUGUUGAAUUGUAAUACUUCAUUAUGUUCCAUAUAGAUGGCAGCACAAGAUGUAACUAUUGGAUUGUCAUUUUUCCUCAAGUAGUAGUCUGUCACUGUCAAUAGUUAAGAAGCGUUUGUAUCAGAUUAAUAAAUGAAGUUUAUGUUCAUAAUCCCGAAAUCCUGAUCACUUACUAUAUUCAGCUCUGCAUUAUCCCAUAUAAUGUUAUUUGUUUAUCUGAAUGGAAGCUCAGACGAAAUCUAGAAACAGGAAUGGCUGGAAUAAAACUGGACUCGACAACGCAUGGGCUCAGCAACUGAGCAUCUCAGCGACUGAAGGGUGUUCAGCAACACGAUGAUCCAUCAAAAUCUGCUGCCUUUCGCAUUGAAAACGAAGGAAACUUGGGGGAACCAGGAAGCUCCAAAAGUACGCCCCAAAACAGAUACCCUGUGAAAUAGGUACAUUUUGCUACCCAUUUCAUGUUUUUUAUAUUUGCGUGAACGGAAGGAAUUUUAAAUUGUCGUUCCGAUGUAAAACAGUUUGUUUUAAACAGUCUUUUUUACAUACUCUUGACUCCAGAGGUAUUUCAAACCACGAUAGGUGUUCAAACAAAUAAACAGAUGGAAUACUGCCUGUGUUUGAUAGACAUAUUAUCAAACACCAGAAAUAGAGCAGAUUCACAUGAGGUCUAAUCCUCUCAACAGAUACUACACGACUUCCCAUUUUUCUACAAUCUCAUAAAAAUGGCAAUCUUUAAAAACUUUUUGUUGAACGGAAACUAACUAGAACUCUAGAACCUUCAACUUCAGUGUGUACUUUGCCCAUCGUACAGAAGUGUAAUAUCUGUCUCUCUUCAAUACAUAUCAGAAUGAGAGAGCAAUGAACAUGACAUAUUAGUACAAGGUUGUAAAUAAGUAAAGGUCGCACCAUAAACAUUGGAUGAACAAGAUUGGAUGAUUUCCUACUGACGCAAGAGUAGAGGAUGGUACAGAGAUGUCAACUAGAUUAGGUCAACCUUGAAGGUAAAUAACCUAUGAUUCGAAUGUAAACAAUGAACACCACUCCGGAAAGAUUACUUGAGAUUCAGUAACAUAAUUUUCAAUUCAAUUUAUUUUUCAAUAUAUUUUUCAAUUCAAUUUAUUUUUUGCCUAGCGUGAGUAGACUCACGCUAGGCAAAUAUAGUCAGUUUUGUGAUGUCUAAAUCGGCAUGGCAUUUGUACAAUUGUAUAUCUUAUGUAAUUGAUAAGUGGUAUAAUUGAUAAUGGUAAGUGAAGCUUACUUAUAUUUUUUAUGAAUAUAGAAAGAGGAUAAGAGAGAGAAUUUAGAAUUAGGGUUCAAAUGAGAUUGGAUAAUCUCAAUCAUUUCGACUAGGGUAUAACCGCUUAUUGUGGUAUUAUUGUUAAAUUUCGGUAGUGUAAUGGUACAGUUACACAUGCUAGUUAGUAGCACGAAAGCAUGCUACUUUUGAGCAAUUGCUACUUAGUGGCAUUGUUAAUAAUGAGCAUGCUAGUUUCGAAUUUGCUCAAAAAUCGACGGUCGUGCGAUUAUUGGGCAUGCUACCUGCAGCGCGGGUGGAAGGGGGCGUGCUUAUAGCGUGUGUGAACAGGUUUGCUUAUUGAGCAUGCUAGUAUCGAUCAGUCGUUAGCGGCAGGUGCGCGUGCACAAUUUCGCGCUAAAAAUGUCUCGCUGGGGCGAUGAAAAAACGUUGAAAUUUGUGAUUUUAUAUCGGAACAAUGAAUGCCUAUGGAAUCCACGCAUACCAGAAUACAAAAACAAUAUUGCAAGAAAUAAUGCAUAUCAAGAUAUAUUAACCAACAUGGACGAUCCUGCUUUGACUUUGAAAAUUAUAAAAACAAAAAUAAAAAACUUGAGGUCUGUUUACCACAGCGAAUUAUAAAAAAUUGAGAGUUCCAAGCGAUCCGGUUCUGGUACCGUUACUGUGUACAACCCAUCCACAUCCUGGUUUCACGAAAUGAAUUCUUUUCUUGGAGACACUGGCAAGUACAGGGACCCUAUUUCUAUGGAAUUGAUACAGGACAGAGAAGAGUCAUCGGAAGAUUCACAACUAAGUGAUGCUGUUUCAUAUUCAAACUCGUUGACACCGCAGUCGGUGAACUUGCUAUCACCCUCCCCUCCUCCAACUACAGAAGAUCGAUCACAAUCCCGUUCAUCUAAUAACAGCUCGUCAACACGACGUAGAAAGAGAAGCUUACAAGAAGAACCCAUUACCUGUGCGCUCGCUCGUUUGGAAAAUAUUUCUUCUGCUAUAAAUACACAGUCUAAUUACGAUGAAUUCCAUUAUUUUGCUCAAAAUGUUGCAGCUCAAUUGCGAGCCCUACCAUUGUACGAGGCAUUAGAUGUACAAAAUGAGAUCCAAAAAAUUCUGACUGCAGCAAGACGCCGAUACCAGUACACAAAUUUGUCUCCCUUUACACCUGUCACUUACACACCUCCUGCUACAAAUAUACAAACAAUGACUUUCAUACCCCCACCUACUACAAAUACACAAACUUUCAUACCUUCCAAUACAAUCACAAACUCAGUCACUUAUACACCUCCUACUACAAAUACACAAACAAUGACUUUCAUACCUUCCAGUACAAACACAAACACAGUCACUUACACAUUUCCUUACUCGUUAUCCCAAUCAGAUUCUACCGUCUCCGAAGAAGAUUUGUUGAACAAAGCAUGGAAAACGUGUUAAAGCUAAGAAUAUAAAUUUUGUUAAAACAAACAAUAAAUACUUGAUCUUACUAAUAA
Molecule: messenger RNA, 4887 nt
Organism: Leptinotarsa decemlineata (Colorado potato beetle)
Lineage: Eukaryota; Metazoa; Arthropoda; Insecta; Coleoptera; Chrysomelidae
Source: RefSeq, a predicted model, not a curated record